Molecule: messenger RNA, 1302 nt
Organism: Knipowitschia caucasica
Lineage: Eukaryota; Metazoa; Chordata; Actinopteri; Gobiiformes; Gobiidae
Source: the annotation of a GenBank genome assembly
AUGUCUUUGCUCAGGCCAACGGCAGAUGGCGUACCAGUGCAGAAGGAUGGAGAACAGCAUGGACGUUCAGAGUUUUCAUGGGAAGGAAUCAAUCUGUCUAUGGAGGACACAACAUCGAUCUUGCCACGGUUGAAGAGGAACUCAAAUGCAUACGGGAUCGGGGCAUUGGCUAAGUCCUCUCUGUCAGGUGUGUCAGGAGUCUCCCGGACCAUGAAGGAGAGGGUCACCAAACCCACGGCCAUGGCUCAGGGCCGCGUGGCACACAUGAUCGAGUGGCAGAACUGGGGCAUGACGACGGUGGGGGGUCCACAGGCUCGCAUCAACACCCAGGAGGAGGAGAAGGCACGGCGGCUGGAGAACGACGCCUACAGCGACCUGAGCGAUGGGGAGAAGGAGGCGCGCUUUGCUGCAGGCAUCUUGCAGCAGUUUGCGAUUUCACAAGCGACUCUCAUGGCCUGGACGUCUAUGGACGGAGAAAGUCCAAGGUCGGGGUCCAACCAAGGGAGCGUCGCACAUCUGAGUGAAAUCAACCAGGAGAGCAUCACCAGCCGAGAUCAGAUUUUGCAGCACACAGCGGCGGAGGUUUGGCCACACUCCUACGUCUCACAGGGACACUACUGCCUGUCGUCUUCUGAGGCCUGGGACCCCAUCAACUCCAACUCCUCUGCUGUGACCUCUCCUCCGACCGGCUCUUUCGUCAUGGGGCCUGAGGGCUACGAGGGACAGGGCACGCACUUCCUGCAGCAGCAGCCGUUCAGCCUCCAGCAGCAGAACCAGCUCCAGCAGUUGCAGCAGCUGCAGCACUACCAGCAACAGCAGCUGCUGCAGUACCAGCAGCAACAGUUGCAAAGCGCCAACCACUCGUUACAAGCGACGCCCAACAGCACCAUCCACAGCCUGGUGCAGCAGGUGCACCCGCCGCUGGUCGACCUGUGGAAUACGGGGCAGAUGGAGGCGUUCCAAGCAGAGGCUGGGGGAUUCAUGGGGGUGUCAGCUUUGGUGGAGCCCGGCCUGUGCGCGCCCUCAGGGGACGAGAUGGUGGGAAGUGUGGGCAGUGAACAUUCUCCACUGCUGGAGCAGCAGGAGGAAGAGGAGGAGGUCAAGGAGGAAGAGGUGACACUGUGCAUGGAGCCGGAGACCGCAACAUUGACCCCGCCCACACACCAAGGGGACGCCUCGGGGGGCAGUAGUCCGGGACAACCACCCUGUGAGCCAAUCACAGAGAGGCAAGCCUGUGAUGUCAGGGGGCUCAGUCAGGCGCAGGAGCCGGAGGGGGAGGGGCCGGCCGGGACGAUGAACUGA